This is a messenger RNA of Protomyces lactucae-debilis, 735 nucleotides long. Its product is annotated as 40S ribosomal protein S6. Lineage: Eukaryota; Fungi; Ascomycota; Taphrinomycetes; Taphrinales; Protomycetaceae. The transcript has 2 exons. Gene Ontology annotation, cellular component: ribosome. The record is from RefSeq and is a predicted model, not a curated record. Gene Ontology annotation, biological process: translation. Gene Ontology annotation, molecular function: structural constituent of ribosome. Bases 1 to 735 code for a protein of 244 amino acids.
AUGUCAGAAGUGGACACAAAAAAGACGAGAUUGAACAUCUCAUACCCAGCAAACGGCACCAACAAGCUCAUCGAUAUCGAUGACGAGCGCAAGGUUCGUGUCUUCAUGGACAAGCGCAUGGGCCAGGAAGUCCCCGGAGACUCUGUCGGUGAUGAGUUCAAGGGCUACGUCUUCAAGAUUACCGGUGGAAACGACAAGCAAGGUUUCCCCAUGAAGCAAGGUGUCCUUCACCCUACCCGUGUUCGUCUCUUGCUCUCCAAGGGACACUCAUGCUACCGUCCUCGUCGUACGGGUGAGCGUAAGCGAAAGUCUGUGCGUGGUUGUAUCACAGGCAAUGACCUCUCAGUCCUUGCCUUGGCUGUUGUCAAGCAAGGUGACGCCGAUAUCCCAGGCCUCACCGACGUUUCUCAACCCAAGCGUCUCGGUCCUAAGCGUGCCACCAAGAUCCGUGCCUUCUUCAACUUGUCGAAGGAGGAUGAUGUGCGCAAGUUUGUGAUCAGGCGUGAGAUUACAAAGGAGGGCAAGAAGACAUACACCAAGGCGCCCAAGAUUCAGCGUCUUGUGACACCUCAACGUCUUCAGCACAAGCGUCACCGAAUGGCCAUCAAGCGUCGGCAGGCGGAAGAGCAGAAGGAGAAGGCAGCUGAGUACGCUGCCCUCUUGGCCAAGCGUGUCGGUGAGGAGAAGACUCGUGUUCUUGAGCGCAAGCGUCGUACGACUGAGGCCAAGGCUUAG